Solea senegalensis (Senegalese sole) is the source of this 2170-nucleotide messenger RNA. Its product is annotated as C-C chemokine receptor type 8. Gene Ontology annotation, cellular component: membrane. Gene Ontology annotation, molecular function: chemokine receptor activity. The coding region runs from base 723 to 1724 and encodes 333 amino acids. Gene Ontology annotation, biological process: immune response; chemotaxis; G protein-coupled receptor signaling pathway. The transcript has 4 exons. NCBI's taxonomy places the organism in Eukaryota, Metazoa, Chordata, Actinopteri, Pleuronectiformes, Soleidae. The record is from RefSeq and is a predicted model, not a curated record.
AGACGCUCUGUAGUUCACCUCUUACCAGAAAUGUGCUAUUGCAGCAGGAUUUGACUCAAAAGGCAAGUGAUGUAACUGGAGUGGAUGACUUGUGAGCCUGGUGCAGAGACCAAGAACAUAUAUAUACGUUCAGGAGCGGUGAUUGUGGUAAGGAUCUCAGCUUCAAAUUGUUUUAUGUUGCUGUUCAUUUCAUCUCUCAUUUCUAUACCUUUAAACUCAGUGCUUAGUGCUUAGUGUGUGUGUGUGUGUGCGUGUGUCUGUGUGUGUGUGUGUGUAUGUGUGUCAGAGGGAGAGUGACAGCCACAGGAAGUGAGGGUCGACGCUGGUGUCAGAGCAAAUGGGUCUGUCUGUGCUUAUAGUGGGAGAAAAUAGUUUGAGUUGUGGUUUAGAUGCAUUAGAUUAUGGUCAGAGUAGGAGGUACUCUGUGAUAUUCAUAGAAAGAUUAAACAUGUCAUUUAUUUCUCUGCUGUGUGAUGCUGUAAGAAUUGUAUUGGGGACGGCGGGGGGCGGGGCUGUUUAGCUGAACUGCUAAAUGUUUGUUUUGAGAAGCUGUUUGGAUGUGACUCACGAGAUGAUGAUUCAAGUUAAAGGGCAGGAAAGUCCAAAAACUGUUUCUUAAAAAGCAAUAUUCUUUACAAACACUUUGGAAGUAAAUGGAGGAAAGAGUAUUUUCAUGAGCUCAAGAAAACUAAAAGAGGACUGAUCACACUGUCAAAAUCAGCAUGAACACAUCAGAGGUGGCGAUGUAUGACUAUGAUUACAACUCCACCUGCGAGCAGGCUCCCGAUGAAGAUUUCCCAAUCAGACCCACAGUCUUACAAGUUCUUUACUAUGUGCUGUUUUGUCUCGGUCUGCUGGGUAACAGCACGGUUGUCUGGGUUGUCCUGCGGUACAUAAAGCUGAGAACUAUGACGGAUGUUUGCCUCCUGAAUCUGGCUCUGUCUGACCUCAUGGUGGCCUUAUCCCUGCCAAUCUGGGCCCACAAUUUCCAGACACUUGCAUCCUGCAAACUGGUGACAGGAGUCUAUCAGCUGGGUUUUUACAGCGGCACGUUGUUUGUGACCUUAAUGAGCGUGGACCGCUACCUGGCCAUCGUCCAUGCUGUGGCUGCCAUGCGAGCCAGGACACUUCGCUAUGGGAUCAUAGCUAGCUUCACUAUCUGGCUUAUCAGCAUCGUCAUGGCAACACCCCAGGUGACAUUUGCCUCCUUGGUGAGGAAUGAGGAUGACGAAGUUGAGUGCCAACCACUGUACCCAGAUAAUACGCAGCAGUUCUGGCAAAUGCAGCGAAACUUCAGCGAGAUCACAGUGGGCCUUUUCGUGUGCCUACCAAUUAUGUUUUUUUGCUACAUAAAUAUCCUAGUUGCCCUGUCCAAGUCCAGGAACUCCAACAAGAACAAAGCUGUAAAGUUAAUUUUUAUCAUAGUGUGUGUGUUUGUGGUGUGCUGGGUCCCCUACAACCUCACAGUCUUCCUUCAGACGCUGCAGCACUUUCAUAUACUCGACAACUGUCGCGCUUUGAAAGCCAUGAACUUGGCCAUGGGCUUUACUGAGAUCAUUGCACUGGCUCACUGCUGCCUCAAUCCAGUCAUAUAUGCAUUUGUAGGGGAGAAGUUUAGAAAGUCACUGGGCAAAAUGCUCACUGUAUACUUCUGCUGGACCAACAAGGGUAGCAGCUUUACAGAGAAAGAGACAUCCAACACACCAGUGAGAUCAGAUCACUAAGUGUGUGCGUGUGUGUGCUUGGUAUUCCUUAUGUCACAUUAUGGGGACUUGUCUUCCUUAUGGGAACAAAAAUGAAGUCCCCAUGAUGUAAAUGACUACAUUUUAUAGUGAGGACAUGUUUUAAAGUUAGGCUGAGGUUAGGUUUAGGUUAAGGUUUAGGUUAAGGUUAAGGUUAGGAUUAGCAGUUUCCAGUAGUAGUUAUGGUUAAGGUUAGAGUAAGUCUCCAGGAAAUGAAUGUAAGACAAUGCAAUGUCCUCUGAAGUCAUGGAAACCAGUGUGUGGCCGUGUGUGCGCAUGUGUGCAUGUGUGCGUGCGUGUGCCUAUGUAUAAAAUGAAAAUGUACAGAAUGUUGAGAAAGAUGUUUCCAGAUCAUUUGAUUCAAAGUAUAUUCAUAACUUUGGUAAAUGAAUGUUUUUGUAAAGUUUAAUAAAAACAAUGAAUCCUGA